UCUCGAAUCUUAUCACAAAUGAUAAUAAAACAUAACAAAAACCAAACAAGAAAACAAGAAUGCACCAAAAGUCAGCCUUGCAUUUAAUAUAUGCAAUUUUGUAAUAAGUAACUUCAUGUUAAUAAUCUCUCUCUCUAUAUACUUUUCGCUAUCGAAUAACCUUUCUUGGUUUGUUAAAAAAAAAUUAAUGGCUCCGUCGUUUCUAAGCGUGGCCAAGUUCGUCGAAGCAAUACUUCGCCGAAGAUUCUCCUCCGCUGGUCUCUCUCUACAAACCCUAUCCAUCGACUCCGAAACCACCAUACAAUUCUGGGGCCCACCGCCAUCUCUGUCACAUGAAAACAAACAAAAACGGUCCCUUCUCCUCCUCCACGGUUUUGGCCCCUCCGCCGUAUGGCAAUGGAGCCGGCAGGUAAAACCACUCUCUCUCGCCUUUCGUCUCUACAUCCCAGACCUUGUCUUCUUUGGAGGCUCCACGACAACCUCAUCUUGCUCCGACGAGAACCGGUCAGAGAUUUUUCAGGCUUCGUGCAUGGGGAAGCUGAUGGAGAAGCUCGGUGUGGAGAGAUUUAGUGUUGUCGGGACGAGUUACGGUGGGUUUGUGGCGUAUAACAUGGCCAAAAUGUCUCCGGAGAAAGUGGACAAAGUGAUUCUUGCUAGCUCCGGCGUUAAUAUGCGGCGGAGUGACAACGAGGCUUUCAUAGCGAGGGCCAAGUGCCACCGUAUAACGGAGGUGAUGCUUCCUUCCUCGGGGACCGAUCUCAGGAGAUUCUCUGGGAUGGUUUCUUCUAGGAAGCUCGAUUUUGUCCCAGAUUUUGUCUUGAACGACUUUUGCCAGAAAAUGUAUUCGGAGAAGAGAGAGGAAAAGGCAGAACUUCUGAAGGGGCUCAGUAUUGGGAGGGACGAUAAAACUAACAUCACUCCCAUUCAACAAGAUGUAAUGCUGAUAUGGGGAGAGCGUGAUCAGGUUUUUCCUUUGAAAAUGGCCCAUGACCUGAGAGAGAUGUUGGGGAAGAAAACGAAGCUGAAAGUGAUACAAAAGACAUCACACAUACCCCAAACGGAAAAGCCCAAAGAAUUCAAUGGCACUAUCAUGUCUUUCUUGUUAUCUCCCUCUCCUUCAAUAUAAUUGUAACAACCAUAUCAAACUAAAAAACUUGCGUAUUUGAUUCCUCAAUUCGUCAACGUUAGAAGUGUUUUUUUUUUGUAAACAGAAUGUUAGAAGUGUUUGUGACAAUGCCAAAUACAUUUAA
Molecule: messenger RNA, 1250 nt
Organism: Brassica oleracea var. oleracea
Lineage: Eukaryota; Viridiplantae; Streptophyta; Magnoliopsida; Brassicales; Brassicaceae
Product: 2-hydroxy-6-oxononadienedioate/2-hydroxy-6-oxononatrienedioate hydrolase 1-like
Exons: 4
Coding region: 116-1126 (336 amino acids)
Molecular function (GO): catalytic activity
Source: RefSeq, a predicted model, not a curated record